Motacilla alba alba is the source of this 1217-nucleotide messenger RNA. It is a transcript of the gene EXOSC6, whose product is annotated as exosome component 6. NCBI's taxonomy places the organism in Eukaryota, Metazoa, Chordata, Aves, Passeriformes, Motacillidae. The record is from RefSeq and is a predicted model, not a curated record. Gene Ontology annotation, cellular component: cytoplasmic exosome (RNase complex); nuclear exosome (RNase complex); nucleolus. Gene Ontology annotation, biological process: rRNA catabolic process; nuclear mRNA surveillance; U4 snRNA 3'-end processing.
GGGGAGCUGAAGAACUGACUGAGGGGGAACCCCGCUCCCUUUGUCUCCCUCUCUGUCCCCUGCACAGCUUUCCUGUAAUAAAGGCUCCCUGCCCCGCGCUCUGCUCCCCGGCUCUGGAGGCGGGAUGGGAUGGGAUGCGAGGGGGUGGGAUGCCGCUGCCAGUCACAGCGUGUGCCCGCCUCCUGCCGGGGCCCGCCCCGUCGCCGCCCUCUCACGGCGUCGCGCCGACCAUGCCGCUGGAUCACCGCCGCCUGCGCGGCCCGGAGGAGUCGCAGCCGCCGGCGCUGUGGGCAGCGACCGCGGCCGAGGAUGAGGAGGACGAGGAGGGCGCGGGGGCGGCGCCGCGGGACCCCUGUGCCCUGCGGCCGCUGUUCGCGCGGGCCGGGCUGCUGAGCCAGGCGCAGGGCUCGGCCUACGUGGAGCUGGGCAGCGGCACCAAGGUGCUCUGCGCCGCCUGGGGCCCGCGGGAGUCGGCCGAGCCCGGCCCGGGCCGGCUGAUCUGCGAGUUCCGCCGGGCGCCGUUCGCGGGGCGGGGGGCGCGGGGCCGGCCCGGCGCGGCGGCGGAGCGGGAGGCGGAGCGGGAGGCGGCGGCGGCGCUGCGGGAGGCGCUGGAGCCGGCGGUGCGGCUGGGCCGCUACCCGCGGGCCCGCCUGGCCGUCAGCGCGCUGCUGCUGCAGGACGGCGGCUCGGCGCUGGCCGCCGCCGUCAGCGCCGCCGCCCUGGCGCUGGCGGACGCGGGCGUGGAGAUGUACGACCUGGCCGUGGGCUGCGCGCUGUGCCGGCCGCCCGCGCCCGCCGCCUCGUGGAUGCUGCAGCCCGCCGAGCCCGAGGAGCGCCGCGCCGCCGCCCGCCUCACGCUGGCCCUGCUGCCCGCCCUCAACCAGGUGUCGGCCGUGCUGGGCGGCGGCCGGGGCGGCCCGCCCGAGGACUGGGCGCAAGCCCUGCGGCUCGGCCUCGAUGGCUGCCACCGGCAGUACCCGGUGCUGCGACAGAGCCUGCUGCGGGCCACCCAGCGCCGCGAUGCCGCCGCCGCCGCUGCCACCGCCGCUGCUGCCGCGGCCACCAGUGCCUGAGUGCCCGGGAGGCCUGCGCACCCCGGUCUGGGGUGCUUUCAAUGCGUCCGGAGACCCCUGGAGCCUGCCUGAACCACACAUCACUGUUGGGGAUUAAAAUAAGCUUACCGUUAGAAUCUUGACAGUUUAAUAAGUUUAACUGCU